AUGGCAACAUUAGCAAUUGAACAGCAGAAUAACACCCACUUAACAGUAACGUCGACGUCGGCUAAAGGCAACCACGGUAACGCGGCUAACACCAAAGCUAACGUCAACGCUCUGUGUAGUAGACCCAUUAAAAUCCCCCUGCCAGCAGGUGCCGCCGGUUCCACUUCCUUUGCCACACAAUUAUCCACCGGUUCGGCUGAUAGUGCCUGUGUGGUAGCAGCCAGAGGCAGUACCAGUAGCAGCAGUACCAACAAUGAUGAUGAUGUUGGUGGUGGCCACACACCCUGCUCCUCAUUCGUUUCUCUAACAGGGGCCAGUGCAGAGGCACGUCGCAAAGACGACAUCUUGGCAAUUACUCAACGUAGUGCCAGUCUGAGUUUACAUGGCGCCGCCCAUCCCAAAUCCCAAUUACAAAAACUUAAACAGCCUGCCUAUCGUCAGCUGUUGUCUCAGGACAGCGGGAUUGAUAAUGAUCGCGAUUCAGCCGUAGGCUCUCAGCAACAAUUAAAAUCGGCUCAUUGCUCCUCAUCGAGUAAUGAAUCGAUUGGAGCCAAUUCCUCGGGAGAUCUUUCCCAUUCAAAAUACUCAGAGGAUGCCCUCGAAUCGGAAUCCUCUAGUGGCUAUUCGGGUAGUACGCAUAGCUUUGGGGCUUUGAGUUCGGGAAAUAAUGGUGGCGGCACACGAAGGAUUAAAUAUAAAUCCUGUAACAGUUCCACCACCCUAGGGUUGGGUGUGGAGGAUCGCAUUGAUGAGGUAGAGGAUCUACAUUUGGAUGAUGAAGAUGAUGAUGUGGACGUGGAGGAAGAUGUGGUGGAUGGCGAAAAUCCUCAUGAUGAAGAUCCCGAUGAUAGUGGUCUGCAAAUGUGUGUUAGUCCCAACCCAGGCAAGGCCACAACCACCACCAAGACCGAAUCGGAAGUUAUUGAAAAAGAAAUCAAAAAAUCUUCCGAAAAAUCUGCCGAAGAUUUGAAAACACCCAAACUUAAAGGUCAGGUUUUGGCCACAGAUGGUAAUUACUAUUUCCCCCUGCUGAACAUCUCCGAUGAUCCCGUCAUCAAUCCCAAAUUGAUAAAUAAAAAAGAUGGCCUACAGGAUUGCAUGUAUUAUCUCGAUGAAUUCGGCAGCCCUAAGUUAAGAGAGAAAUAUGCUCGAAAACAAAAACUCAAAGAGUUGAAGCAGCAGCAAAAGGCCAAGAAAAAAGCGGCCAAGGAAUUGGCAAAUAUGGCCGAGGCUGGCACAAGUGGUAACUCGAAAACCUGCUCCUCGACAGACAACAAUACAACAACCACAACCAAAAAACGCCACUGCACAUUUACCACCCAGGAAUGUCAGGAAGCCAAUGAAGCGGAAUUACAGCCCCUGCAACCGCAUACAGAAACUAACCCACCCGCCACAAAUAAAUCAUCCAAAAACACAUUAGAAACUCACUGUGAUACUAAAGAGAAGAAUAGUCAUUUAAGUUAUGCUAAGAAGAAGUCUACAACAACAACCACAACAACUACAACUACUGAUAGCUGUAAGAAAAGUCUUUUGAAAAAUGAUGGUGGCGACCAAGAGGAGAGUACCGUGGUGGCCUCCGAAGUUAAAGCCGAUGAUGAUCAUAUUGUCGAUGUAGAUCACAAAUGUAAUGAUGAUGACAACAACAAUGGUCCCUGCCCCAAUGAUCCAUGCAAUUUGCGUAAAGCCUCAAUGACAGCGUCCUGUGUUAGCUGGACCAAGGUUAUGAAGAAAUUCAAAAAUAUGUUGGGAGGCAGAGAUGGUUCCAAAAUUACCACAGUUGUUGCCACUCCGGGCCAAGGUACCGAUCGUGUACAAGAAGUUUCCUACACAGAUACAAAGGUGAUUGGCAAUGGUAGUUUUGGCGUUGUCUUUCAGGCCAAAUUAUGCGAUACCGGUGAACUGGUGGCAAUUAAAAAAGUUUUACAAGACAGACGAUUUAAGAAUCGUGAAUUGCAAAUUAUGCGCAAAUUGGAACAUUGUAAUAUUGUAAAACUUUUGUAUUUCUUCUAUUCGAGUGGUGAAAAGCGCGAUGAAGUGUUCUUGAAUUUAGUACUCGAAUAUAUACCAGAAACGGUUUAUAAAGUGGCGCGUCAAUAUGCUAAAACUAAGCAAACAAUACCCAUUAACUUUAUAAGGCUUUACAUGUAUCAACUAUUCAGAAGUUUGGCUUACAUACAUUCAUUGGGUAUUUGUCAUCGUGAUAUUAAACCACAAAAUUUAUUAUUGGAUCCAGAGACCGCUGUAUUGAAAUUAUGCGAUUUUGGCAGUGCUAAACAAUUGUUGCAUGGCGAACCGAAUGUAUCAUAUAUAUGUUCACGAUACUAUCGUGCACCCGAAUUGAUAUUUGGCGCUAUAAAUUAUACCACAAAAAUUGAUGUGUGGAGCGCCGGUUGUGUAUUAGCUGAAUUACUUUUGGGCCAACCCAUAUUCCCUGGUGAUUCGGGCGUUGAUCAAUUGGUUGAGGUUAUCAAAGUUUUGGGCACACCUACACGAGAACAAAUUCGUGAAAUGAAUCCCAAUUAUACGGAAUUCAAAUUUCCACAAAUUAAAAGUCAUCCAUGGCAAAAAGUAA
This is a messenger RNA of Musca vetustissima, 2572 nucleotides long. RefSeq names its product probable serine/threonine-protein kinase dyrk1. The record is from RefSeq and is a predicted model, not a curated record. Gene Ontology annotation, biological process: protein phosphorylation; negative regulation of canonical Wnt signaling pathway; signal transduction. Lineage: Eukaryota; Metazoa; Arthropoda; Insecta; Diptera; Muscidae. The annotation marks the transcript as partial. Gene Ontology annotation, molecular function: ATP binding; protein serine/threonine kinase activity. Gene Ontology annotation, cellular component: axon; cytosol; nucleus. The transcript is spliced from 6 exons.